CGCUAUUUCCUUCUUCGCCCUUGAAAAUGGAAUCUUAUUUCUCCCAUGACCAAAAACCAAAACUCCCAUCACCACCAAACUCCUUCAACGACCCCCAGUCUUUUUAUUGGGAAGAGCUUCUCUCUAGCCACAACUCACUCCCUUUCAACCUUGACGACUCUCAAGAUAGGCUUCUGUUGGAAGUCAUAGCAGAGGGAACCAUGAAGGAAUCGUGCGAAUCUGAGUCCGCAUCCUCGACCGGAGUUGGCGACGAGGAGGUCACUUCGAGCCUCGCGACUGCAAAGCUAGAGUCGAAGAGGAAGUCCUACCGAGGCGUGAGAAGGCGGCCGUGGGGGAAAUAUGCGGCGGAGAUCCGAGACUCGACGCGGCACGGGAACCGGGUCUGGCUCGGGACGUUCGACACGGCGGAGGCCGCCGCUCUAGCCUACGACCAAGCUGCAUUCGCACUGCGGGGGUCCUUGGCCGUGCUCAAUUUCCCACAGGAAAGGGUUAUGGAGUCGCUCAAGGGGAUGGAGUAUAUUUCUGAAGGUGGUUGCUCUCCUGUGGAGGCACUGAAGAGGAGGCAUUCCAUGAGGAAGAGGCUGUCGGACAAGAGAGACGGAGAGAAAGAUGAGGAAAUGAGGAAUCAGAAUCAGGUGGUGCUUGAGGAUCUAGGGCCUGAAUAUUUGGAGCAGCUAUUGAGUUCUUCCAAAAGCAGCGACAACAUUUGGUGAACAAAGAAAAUGUUUUGUCGCCAAUUG
Messenger RNA from Rhodamnia argentea, 740 nucleotides. Its product is annotated as ethylene-response factor C3-like. Gene Ontology annotation, biological process: ethylene-activated signaling pathway; regulation of DNA-templated transcription. The transcript has a single exon. Bases 27 to 713 code for a protein of 228 amino acids. The record is from RefSeq and is a predicted model, not a curated record. NCBI's taxonomy places the organism in Eukaryota, Viridiplantae, Streptophyta, Magnoliopsida, Myrtales, Myrtaceae. Gene Ontology annotation, molecular function: DNA-binding transcription factor activity; DNA binding.